AUGUUUGGCUUUCUCGAGCACCACGACACCUUGCAAUGGGAGGAAGAAGAACCCUAUUCGGCACCCCGUCCACGCACCCCGUUCCGUGCGCAGAAGAGCCGUACGUCGAUCAAGGCCACCCGGCGCAGUCGGCCUCUGACCGUCCUGGACUCAAUACACACCGCUGCUCGCAACCUCUACUCCUCGACGCCGCCUACUCGCCACAGACAACCAGCUCCAGCACCCCCCGCUCCACCACCCUCACAACACUGCGCGCCGACGUCCGUGGCCACGCUCCUGGCAAGAUAUCUGGACCACCUCACCACACCAGCCUUGCAGGACGAGCCGUUCAUAUGCACCCAGCGGGAACACGAACUGCUCCAGCGCGAGAACCUGACCCAGGUCGUGAUACAGUCAUGGGCCUUGUCUCUUCUGGAGACAAACUCAAAUGCUGCAGCUGCCGUUUUCCAGCGUGGCGCGAGGACGCCGCCCUUGUUCCUACUCUCGCUGUUCCUCCGACGAGAACAUAUCAGGAUAUACGCACUGGGCGUAAUUCUCAACCACCUCAGCGCCAGACUCGAGCAGGAGCUGAUUCCCUGGAGCGCUUUCAGAGUCUUAAUGAAUGGAGUCCUGCGACAUGCGCGCAAAGUAUGGCCAGAGUCGUUACCCUGGAUCUCUACCGUCUUUCUCGACAAGGCAGCCGAAAUCCACGGGAUUGGCGGCGCCAGUGACGCUCUCGCCCCCCGAAGCUACGGUGAAAUCACCCAAUUCUGCAAUAACCUGCUGUCCCUGCUGUCCCUGCCUGCAUCGCACCGGCCGAUGAUCGCGGCUCGCCAUCAAGAGAACGCACAAUUCCGUGUGCUGCAGUUCAUGGCUCGGUAUGAUCCGUCAAUUGCGGUCACCCGAACUGGUUUCCGAGCCCUUGCACGCAUCCAGCUCACGCACGCAAAGACCGAGCAGGAGAGAGACUGGGCAGAGCUGAAAGGUCCCUGGUGGCCUCCGUGGAAAGAGAGCAAGACCGCCAUGGACGACGAAAAGGGCUACGAAUAUGGAGCUUCUCGCGCCUCCAAGAUCCUGCAUCGCAUGUUCGAGGCAGGCUAUGCUGCGCGCGGCUGGGAAGAGGUAGCAGAGGUGUAUGCAGGGUGGGACACCGACUUGAGUCCUACCAUCCAAACGCGCGCGCUGCUUCCGUUUGAUUUCCGAGGAAGCCACACUAAUCAGCUGUGGGCCGCGCGUAUCCGGACAACCAGGACGAGGCGAGAGGCGUGGGCGUGUUUCCUUGCUCAUGAAGCUUCGGGUGCGUCGCCGCACGAGGAGGUCUACCUGGCCAUGUUUGAGAAGCUACACUUCAUGGAGAUACAGCGACAGUCGGACGUCGCUCACCAAGACGAUGCGUCCGAGCCGCCCGCGCCGUCUCUGCUUCCGGGAGACAUGAAAGAGGUCUCGGCUGAGCCGCACUCUCCGCUGCACAAUGUCUUCCUCGGCGAGCCCGUUCCGUCGUACGAAGAACUCUAUCACCGUAUGACGAUCAAGAAAAUGCGGCCUCGGCGGCGACUUUUGGCGUUCCUGCUCGAGACACACCCAGACUUUGCUACCAUGUUCAAGCUGCUGGAGAAGGCGAAGGAUGACUUUGACGGCGGCGUCGGCUGUCUGCUGACCGGAACCCACGACAUGAAUACCGUCCUGGUCCCCGAUUAUUUUCUGGCUGCCUUUAUUCGAUUUCUGUGCCGCUUCGGCCACCCAACGAGCGCACUCUCGGGCAGCACAACCUUCCUCGCACCGGACCAGCACCUCCGUCAGUUCAUGUUCAACGAGAACUACCGCCUGGAGUACGCGUACGCUCUGCUCCUGCACUACAAGCCGCGCUACCAACCUGCGUGGACUGCGUUCAUGGAGCGCGUUGUGUUCAGCAAAUCCGGCAGCUCGCUCUACCACGAGAAGGACAGUGCAAUGGGCAUUACAAACACCCAAUACAGCAUCGUCGUCAAGCUCCUCGACACACUCGCAUCCGUCGAUGUCGACGUCGAGGGCGACUUGUUCGAUCUUGCCUGCACAGCGACGAGGUACGCCGCACAGGCCGUGCACCGAGGCACGUUUUCGUUCGAGCAGGGCCGCGACUUUCUGCGUACCCGCUCGUACCGUCUCCGCACGCUCUUCCACCAUCUCGUGGGCGCGAGCGCCGACCCGCAGGCGGCCCACGCAGCAGACAUCCCGCCGCACAUCCCAGGCCCCGCACAACUCCACGCCUACGUCCGCGCCCUCGGCAUCCUCCGCGACUACGAGGGCCUGUACUCCUUCUCCACCUGGCUCACAACGCACAACGCGGCCGUCAUUGCGCGCGCCCGCGCCCAGCACGGCGGCUCCGACAUGCUGUUCCGCGCCCUGGUGGCCCUGCGCGCGGCGACCGGCGGCUGGCUGGAAGAGGGCCGCGACGCGCGCCCCGCCGCGCCCGCCGACAUCGCGCAGCUCAUCAAAGCGCAGAUCGCCAGCGUGCCGGCUUGGGGCGGCUGGCCGAGUAAUAGACACGUCGCGCUGUACAUCUCGGGCUUUGUGCGCAGCGCCACGCCGUCGGUCGGGGGGCGUUGA
Molecule: messenger RNA, 2565 nt
Organism: Boeremia exigua
Lineage: Eukaryota; Fungi; Ascomycota; Dothideomycetes; Pleosporales; Didymellaceae
Exons: 1
Coding region: 1-2565 (854 amino acids)
Source: RefSeq, a predicted model, not a curated record